AAAAAGCAAAAUGGAGUCGACAAAGUCAAGAUUUCAGGGUUGCAGUUAAAUCUGCUUGUGUUCGUUGAAUUUACAUUAAAAAGCAAACCAUUUACCAUUGAUAUAUUUAAUGCAAUUUAAAAUGAGACUUGGAACGUUAGUUUUACAGCAACUAGAGGACGAGCCUCCUCUGGUUCAGGCUUGUUUCCACGGUGACCCUGAUGAAGUGAGGGCUUUGUUGUACAAGAAAGAAGAUGUUAACUAUCAGGAUUGUGAGAAGAGAAGCCCAUUGCAUUCUGCUGCAUACUGCGGAGAAGCUGAAAUCGCAGACCUCCUUAUUCUGAAUGGAGCACGUGUGAAUACAAAGGACAACAAAUGGUUAACUCCAUUACACAGAGCUUGCUGUUCAAAAAGUGAGGAGACUGUGAAAACCCUUCUGAAACACCAGGCUGAUGUGAAUGCACGUGACAAGAAUUGGCAGACACCACUGCACGUGGCUGCAGCUAAUAAUGCAGUGCGAUGUGCUGAGGCAUUGAUUCCACACCUGACCAAUGUAAAUGUAUCGGAUAGGGGUGGACGUACAAGUCUUCACCAUGCUGCUUUCAAUGGUCAUAAAGAGAUGAUAAAAUUAUUAUUGGACCAAGGAGCUACCAUAAAUGCUUUUGAUAAGAAGGAUCGACGAGCCAUUCACUGGGCAGCCUACAUGGGACAUGUAGAGAUUGUACGAACGCUUGUUGACCAUGGCGCAGAAUUGAACUGCCAAGAUAAACAGAUGUAUACCCCACUUCAUGCAUCUGCGUCGAGUGGUCAAGUAAGCGUAGCCAAGCUCCUGUUAGAGUUAGGGGUCGAGGUAGACGCUGUUAACUGCUAUGGUAAUACAGCCCUACAUGUAGCGUGUCAUAAUGGCCAAGAUGUUGUGGUACAGGAGUUAUUGGGUUAUGGAGCCCAGAUUGACGCUGUAAAUAAUAUGGGUCUGACUCCGUUACAUUAUGCCGCAGCUUCUACCCAUGGUGGUAUAUGUCUAGAGAUACUAGUGUCAGAAGGUGCCUCUACCAAACUACAGUGUGAUGACGGGAGAACGCCGUUACACAUGACUGCCUUGCAUGGACGGUUUACUCGAGCCCAAACCCUUAUUGAGCAUGGUCUGCUGGCAGAUGUUAGGAAAUAUGUUCACAACUUAGGAGCUCAGGUUGACUGCUGUGAUAAAGUUGGGAACACACCACUCCAUAUAGCGGCUAGAUACGGCCAUGAGUUGCUCAUCAAUACACUGCUGGAGAAUGGAUCUGAUCCUACUAGGCGUGGUGUACAUGGAAUGAUGGCAAUACAUGUGGCAGCCCUGUAUGGUCACAUGGACUGUGUUAGAAAAUUACUGUCUGUGAUGCCAGAAUUAGAUCUCAAUGUCCCUGAUGACUGUGGGAGGACUUGUCUACAUGCUGCUGCCUGUAGCGGGAAGGUAGACAAUGUAGAGAUGCUGAUUAAAGGUGGGGCCAAUGUGAACCAGGAAGAUACAGGAGGGAGAUUCCCGAUACACUAUGCAGCAGCCAAUGUGCACCAUGGCUGUGUAUUUUCUCUACUCAAUGCUGGCAGUGCUGUUGAUGUACAGGACCAUGCUGGCUGCACACCGUUACAUUUUGCUGCUGCAGCUGCUGCUGAUGAUGAUGCAAAGGUAUUAGAAUUGUUGUUGAAACAUGAAGCAAGGCCAGGUAUAUCAGACAAUCAGGGCUACAAUGCAAUCCAUUAUGCAGCUUUAAAGGGACACAGAUUAGCACUUGAAAUGUUGCUUGAUGUCUCGGCAAUAAAUCUGGUUAAGGGGGAAGCACCAUACUCACCUGCCCAUCUUAGUGCAUCAAGGGGACAUAAUGAAGCACUCCAUGUAUUACUAGCAUGUAUCAUGAACCUAGAUAUCAGAGAUGUCAAUGGGAGAACCAUGUUAGAUCUUGCAUGUUUUAAUGGUCACACAGAAUGUGUAGAGACUUUAUUACUCCAAGGUGCCACAAUCAUUGUACAUGAUAACAUUUCACGCAGAACUCCACUUCAUGCUGCAGCUAUAAAUGGUCAUACAGAAUGUUUACGAUUACUGAUGGAGACGGCAGAUGAUAAUAAUAUUGUAGAUGUCAAUGAUGCUAGAGAUAGAACUCCACUAAUGUUAGCCAUUGAGAAUGGUCAUGUGGACACAGUUUUAUAUCUGAUAGCAAAUGGUGCCAUAGUAAAUGCCUGUGAUAUUCAGGGUCGCACAGCUCUUCAUAGAGGGGCUGCAAAUGGACAUGAGGAAUGUGUAGAUGCCUUGUUACAUAAUGGUGCUGAUAUAUCUGUACAGGACCAUAAGGGACGUACGGCCUUACACCUCUCUGCCAUGUGUGGACAUGUAGGACUCCUAGGGUCCAUGUUGCUGAUGGGACCAUUAGAAAAACUUCAUGACAGACAAGGCUAUACACCCCUCCAUUUUGCUUGUUAUAAUGGUCAUGAAGCCUGUGUGGACCUGUUGCUGGAGAAUGAAGAGCAUAGACAAUUCUCAGGAAACUCUUUUUCACCUCUACAUUGUGCUGUGUCCAAUGGUAAUGAUAGUUGUACAGAGUUAUUGCUGGAUAUAUUAGGAGAUACUAUAGUUAAUCUGCAGGACGCUAAGGGCAGGACCCCAGUCCAUGCUGCAGCUUACAGGGACCAAGUAGAAUCUUUACAAUUAUUAUUGAGUCAUAAUGCCCUUGUAAAUACAAUUGAUAACUUUGGUAGAACCCCAGUGAUGUUAGCAGCUUCUCAAGGUCAUUUAGCAUCUGUUGAAUUAUUGGUACAGAAUAAAGCAGAUUUGAGUAUUGCUGAUGAGUCACAGAAUACAGCUUUGCACUAUGCAUGUAUGAAUGAUCAUGAGGAUCUGGCGUUGUUGAUACUUGAUAAAAUAGAUGACUCCAAUGUAAUUAAUAAAGCUAAUCAGGAUAUGAAAUCUGCCCUUCAUAUAGCAGCUAAACAAGGUUUAACACCAGUAGUUCAAGAUUUAAUUGCUAAAGGAGCCAGUCUUACUACUGUAGAUAAUAAAGGCUACUCUCCGGCUCUCUGUUGUGCUCCGAAUGAUCGUGUAGCCGACUGUCUAGCCAUUAUAUUAGCUCAUAUGUCUUUUGCACCAUCCAUGUCAAGUACCUUCAUUCGAUCUAGAAACGAGAAUACUUCAGGAUUUGGGGGGACGAGGACACUUGAAACUCCGACUGAGAGCAGCUCAAAAGACCAAAGUCUUCAAAGUUCCGACUCAGAAUUCUACUAACACAGCUUUGUUUUGUUUACAUAUUAUUUAUAUUUAGAGAAUUAUUUACCGGUACUGUAUUUAGCAACGAUUUUUAUGCUUUUUUAUUUUGCUUGUUAAUAGGUUUAAAGGAUCUCUGUUUCUUAUAGCAGUUUUGUUUUUUGCCUCAAUAUUGGAGGAGCUGUAAUAGAUGUGUCCUUGUUUUUUGUAAAACUUUCAUUAUGUCCCUAAAAUUUCAUUGUCUGACCAUUUGUAAUUUGGAAAUCUGAGUCAGAAGACUACUAUCCUUGAUAUGUGCAUGUUAUCCAGAAAGCAGAUCCCAAGGCACAAAAAAUGUUCUCUCUGACCAGUUGACAGAAGACAUUGUGGCUGAAAUCAUUUGCCCUCCACAGUAGAGUCAUGUGGAGAAGUUGUAAGCUACUCGGUGGAGAACUAGUCAGUACUGAUGUAGAAUCCGGAACUUAGUUGGUUUAACUGACCACCGUUGCAAAUUGGAAUACUUUUUUUUUU
This is a messenger RNA of Mercenaria mercenaria, 3721 nucleotides long. Its product is annotated as serine/threonine-protein phosphatase 6 regulatory ankyrin repeat subunit A-like. The transcript has 29 exons. The coding region runs from base 110 to 3232 and encodes 1040 amino acids. Gene Ontology annotation, molecular function: protein binding. The record is from RefSeq and is a predicted model, not a curated record. NCBI's taxonomy places the organism in Eukaryota, Metazoa, Mollusca, Bivalvia, Venerida, Veneridae.